Babesia sp. Xinjiang is the source of this 429-nucleotide messenger RNA. RefSeq lists its product as uncharacterized. Lineage: Eukaryota; Apicomplexa; Aconoidasida; Piroplasmida; Babesiidae. The transcript has a single exon. The coding region runs from base 1 to 429 and encodes 142 amino acids. The record is from RefSeq and is a predicted model, not a curated record.
AUGGAUAACUCUAGCGAGGGUACUAAGCUGGUGCCACUACGUUACCGUGGUUCGCGAAAUUUUGCCGCCCUGCAUAAUAAUGUAGUGCUUGGUCUUGAAUCGCUGAAACUAGAACACCCAGAUGGAGCGGGCAAGCAUACAUCAUUGGUGAAGAAUAAAGAUGAUAUAAUAUCAGGCGAGAGUCUCAAUCGCAUGCCAUUUGAAGGGCUUAGCACUUACAAGGCAGAUUUUGUCAAGCAUGACCUACCUGUGGAGUCUCCGGGGUUCACGGCACUUCAUAAAGGAAGCGAUGUGCCGUUUAACGCUAUGACUACAUACCGUAUGGACUUUAGAACCUCGUUAGUUGCUACCGACGAGGAUAGUAUGCCAGCGGCUGGAGCUUCGUCAUCUAACAAAUGUGGAAGGCACUCUUCUAUGUUACAUCGCUGA